GGUUAAGUAAUAAAGAAAACAAUUGGUCAAUACGAUUAGUAGUCAAUGCAGUUAAACACAAUAUUCCUUGUAAUGAUUUUACAUGUGAGCAUCUAUGGUAUUAUGAAGAUUUUCCAAAUAAUAAAGAGUUUAGAAGACUUCAUAACUAUAAUAUUAAUCAAGUAUGGAAUCCUUAUGUGAUGAUCGAUAAAUACCAACCUACUAAACUUGAAGUAUAUGGACUUGUAUAUAAUUGCAUUGGGAUUCAAAAUGAUCAAAAAACCUCAUUAUCUAAAGAUUUGAAUAAUAAUUGGAUGUGUAACGAAUGGAGGUUACAAUUUAUUGAUGCAGGCCACCUUCCAAUUAAUCAAAAAAAUUUAAUGACUAUAAACAAUUAUACAGAAAGGAUGAAUCGUACAAUUGAAUCCCGAUUAUCUAGAAAACAAACUGUUAUUACAUUUAUUGAGCAAUUAUAUGGAUUAAAAUUGAUGCGUAAGAAUUUAAACGAACAAAGAACAUGA
Molecule: messenger RNA, 500 nt
Organism: Racocetra persica
Lineage: Eukaryota; Fungi; Glomeromycota; Glomeromycetes; Diversisporales; Gigasporaceae
Source: the annotation of a GenBank genome assembly